AUGGGGCCCCCGGCGCCGGACGCUCGGUCCCUGCCCUGGCGCACAUGGGAUGCCGUGCCUGUCCAGUCGUCUGAGCGUUUUUUCUGCCUGACAAUGCGCCGCUGGGUGGAGAACUUCGAACGCGUCAUUCCGCCAGUCGGGCGGGUGGAGAUUCGCGGCCAGCCGGCGGCCGUGCUGUCGGCCCUGCUGGCCGAGCAGGCGGAUCUCGAUGACGAGGCCCUCUUCCUGGAGCGGCAGCGCGCUCUCGAGGCCGGAGACUUCUCGCUGGAAGACAACCAUCAUCAUGACCAUGAGCAGUCGCCGGCCAGCCCGUACCAUGACCAUCCCUUUGGGGAGGAUCUUUUGUUCAAAUCGCGCGUCGGCCACCUGCCGGUGCGCGUGCUGGGCUUUGGCCCGGCGGCCCUGGCCUCCGAGGUGCCGUCCGAUGCUCCCGGCCCGGAGGACAUCUAUGAGCUCCUGCUCCAUGCCGAGCGCACUCUCCACAGCAGGCGCCCGGACAAGGACCAGCCGCUGGCCGAAUUGGUGACCCUGGCCCGGUGGCCGGACGCCGACCGAGCGGGCUUCAUCUAUGCAGCGACCUUUGCCCCGGAGGGAUCCCCGAUCGAGGUGGCCGCCGGGCUGCCCUUCUACUACCCCCGGGCCCUGGCCUUCCGGCUGCUGUUCGCCCGAUCAACCGGCAGCAUGGCAGCCGCUCUGGCCAUGCAGCCCGAGGACAUGCAAACCGGGCCCGGCGGCCCCGGCAGGCCUCUCGAGGGGCGCGCCGGGCCACCCCCGCUGCCCGAGCAUCCCGGCCCCUGGAUUGCCCUGCAGUAUGCUCCCCUGCCUGUGGGAUCCGACCUGGGGCCCCGGGCCCCGGCGCACAAUGCCCGUGCCUGGCAGCACAUCCUGAAAAAGGCGCGGGCCUGGUGCGUCAAUGCCCAGGUCGGAUACCGGGGCCUGCGCAGCGAGCGCCUGCUCAGCUCGCUGGAGUACUCGGGCUUCGAGGCGCCGCUCGGCGGGACCCGGCCCCGGUCGACCGGCGUCACGCCGGCGUCCGAGCUCCGGUGGACUUCCGGUCGCACCCCGCGCCUCGAUCGCGAGUGGCUGUAUGUCGCGCUGAAGGAGCGCCUCGGGGCCCGGUGGCUGACCACCUGGUCGGAGUUCGAAACCACCGACCCGGAGAAGAAUGUCCACGAGGACUUGGCCAUUGCGGCCUACCUGACGGCCCUGUGGCGUGCACAUGGGUACUUCGGCCGGCCGGGGUCCCUGUGCGCGGCUCCCGAGGGCGACCGCGAGCCCGCCGCCCGGAGGCGAUUGUACUUCGUGGAUCUCGGCUGUGGGAAUGGCUUCCUCACGUAUGUCCUGCGGCAGGCCGGCUUCGAGGGGCAUGGUGUGGACCUGGCCCGGCGGCGGAUCUGGUCGGCCCUGUCGCCGGAGGCCGAUCUUCGUGAGGAGACCCUUCACCUUCCCACCCUCACCCUGGAGAAUCCCUUCACCGAUGGGCCUCGGCCGGGAGAUGUGGUUUGGCUGAUUGGCAACCAUGCUGACGAGAUCACCCCCUGGCUGCCGAUCAUUGCGGCCCGGACCGCGGCGGCGGCCAGGACCACGUCGGCCACCGGCGAGGGCCCGGCCAUCUGCCUCUUCAGCAUCCCCUGCUGCUUCCACGACCUGACUGGGCGCUUUACGCAGCUCGGCAAGGACCGGCUGGCUGGGCUGGCGGAUCUCUGCGCCGCUGAUGGGGUUGCCGGCCCGAUGGAGCGUGGCAGCGGUGCCGCUGGCCAGGGCUGCGGCCGCUAUGGCGAGUAUCUCCUGUAUAAUGAGUUCCUGGCCCGGCGCUUGGGCCUGCACCUGGAAACCGACCUGCUGAAGAUCCCGAGCACCAAGAACUACUGCCAGGUGGCUCGCUUUUGCCGGCGGCUUGAUCCCGUCGAGCUGGAUCGACGCAUUGAGGCCCUGCUGGAGGAGGCUGGCUAUCGCGGCUUCACCGGGCCUGGGGCUGUCUCCGAGCCGGGCACCGAGGGGGGCGGCAUUUGGAAGCCACGCGUUGCCGACCGCGAGCUUACUCGAGCAGCCUUCCUGAAGAAGAAGCUCCGUCCGGCGACACGCUCGGCCUCGCCCCCGGCCCCAAUCGAGUGA
This is a messenger RNA of Fonticula alba, 2115 nucleotides long. RefSeq lists its product as hypothetical. The coding region runs from base 1 to 2115 and encodes 704 amino acids. The transcript is spliced from 4 exons. Gene Ontology annotation, biological process: tRNA methylation. NCBI's taxonomy places the organism in Eukaryota, Rotosphaerida, Fonticulaceae. Gene Ontology annotation, molecular function: tRNA (uridine) methyltransferase activity. The record is from RefSeq and is a predicted model, not a curated record.